ACCGCGCUCAUCUUUAAAAACAAUGUUUUGAGUUUGUUUUGUUUUCUGUUUGUUCGUGAAGUUUUUCGUUCAAAUAUGGCAGAUAAUGAAUGGGAGUUAAGUAAGGAAAAUGUUCAACCAAUAAAACAGGGUCGUCGUAUGUCCAGUCUUAACGCAGGACUCCGCGGAAACGACGAACACAGAAUCCGGGAAGAAAAACAUGUUUUUGAAACUGAACUGCGAACAUAUGCUGGAGAUGACCCCAUUGAAGUUUGGUAUAAGUAUAUACUUUGGGCAGAGCAGACAUUUCCUAAAGGUGGCUCCGAGUCAGUUCUCACAAAAUUGUUGGAAAGAUGUGCUCGUCAAUUCAAUACUGAUGAAAGAUACAAGAAUGAUGAAAGAUACAUCUAUGUCUGGAUGAAAAUGGCUGAUAUUUGCAACGACCCACUGGAAAUCUACAAGUUCAUGUAUGACCAGAGCUUUGGUUGUGAAUUAGGCUGUUUUUAUGAGGGAUGGGCGUGUCUCCUGGAACAGCUGGGCAACUACAAGAAGGCUGAUGCUGUCUUCCAAAACGGCUUGCAGAAAAAUGCGCAACCAUACGAGCAGCUGAAAGCCAAACAUGAGCAGUUUCAGUCACGUGUUGCCCGACGGGUGGCCAGUGGUGCUGAGAUAGGGGCAGAGGAAGCCCAGGCCGAGGCUGCUGCCCCACACAGACAGGUGCUAUCUCAGCUGCGCACCCUUGGCAAGAAGAAACAGGCUCCAGUCUCUAGGGUGGGCUCUGCCAUACAGGGAAGUGCGGGUGUGUUGAGUGGUGCCCGUUCUAAAGGAUCAUCCAAGACCAGCAAUACAGGGAUCCAGAUCUUCUGUGAUGAGAACCAGCCCCCAGCCUUGCCCCCUCAGACUGCUCAGUAUGGCACCGCCCCUACGAGGGAAGUGGCCAACAAGGAAAAUGAGAAGAAAGCUGGCACCUGGGGAAAACAGAAGAUGGGGAAGCAGACAGUGAGUGUUCCCAUCUCUGAGGUGUCCUCAUACAAGCAGCUGCCUUUUGCUGUCCAUGUAGAUGAGGAUAACCAAAAUAUCAGGACACCUGCCAAAGUGCCAGACUGUGGAAAGCAAGUUCUAAGUUGUCGGAAGGAAGACAGUCGAAGCACCAGCCAGUACCUGCAGUCUAUGUCAUCAGGGCUGGGUACCGGGGAGGGCCCCAAGGAGCGACCUAUGUACUGCAAGGACAAGCUGUUCUGUGGGGUAGAGGAGUUCUCUCUUGAGGAACUGCGGGGCAUGGCUUGGAAACGGCGCCAGGAUAGGCUCCUACAGAAGCAGGAGGAUGAUCGAGUUAGAGAGCUGCGUGAGAAUUUGGAGGCGGAGCGUCGUCAGUUACAGGAUGAGGCUGAGCGUGUGAGGCAGCAGCGGCUCGCCCUCCAACAGGAAGAGCAGGCCCUGUAUAACGAGACAAAGCGGAAACGUCUCGAGAUGCAGCAACAGCUACAGAAAGACAGGGAGCUAGAGCUGCAGCGGCACCAGCAGGCCCUAUCAGACAGUAUUGAACAGAGAAUGCAGGAACAGCAGAUACGCCAGCAACAGGUGCCACAUACUACAGGCAGGACCUCAAGUUCUAGACACCUAGUGUUUGAGGACGGUUCCCACGGUAACACAGAAAAUAUCCAACCGUCCAUUCUCCCCCAACAGUUGUCUGCCAGUAAGAGGCCCUUUCAGGGGUCUGGCAGCCAGCUUGGUGUGAGGGACACUCUCCAACCCCCUGGAGAGACAGAGUUUAUGGGGACAAGUCGAACAUCAAACUCCUUCAGUAACACCAGCCAUCCACUGUCUGGAGAAAGCUUUAACAAGACCCUGAGUGGUCCUCCCUCGCCCACUGUUAACAUGAAGGAGGCCAUGCAGGUUGUGAUGGGAAUGUUCAAUGGCUCCCUAGAACUGAAUGACACCAACAUGGCGGCCAGUCUCCAGCCUCCACCUGCACAGCAAGCAGUACCCCCUGUAAGCAGUGGCCUGCCAUUCCAGAUAUAUGAGGAGAACCAGCCACAGGCCCCUCCCCCUCCCAGUCAGACACACCCACAACCCCCACCCCAAAUUCCACUGCCUUAUGCCAUAUACCAGGAUAAGGAAACAAGGUCUUUAAGCAGCCAUGGCAGUGUAUCACUGCGGAAACUACGGACAUCAGAGUCAUCUUCAUCUGGUCAGGAGUCCUCACACAGGGGACUGAGUGUGACAGGAGGUCUGUUUGAUGAUGACAUUGAGUUCCAUCAGCGAGAUGAUAUUACCCUGGCCCCACUCGGCUCUCACCAGAGCUUUGCCGAGGCUGCAAGGUUUGUGUCCACACCCUUCAACCCCAACUCCUCUGCUAGUGGGGCCCGGAAAACACCAAACCUGGAUGAGAGUGAAAUGGAGGUGCACGAGGAUGAUGCCCUGUCAAAUAUGAGUGGUAUAGAGUUCCACCCUGAUCCCCAGACUGCCCCACCCCUGGGCCAGGUACCCCCUCCUGCCCCUGGUUCAGAUGUACAAAACACAACUGCUGAAAACACCACAUCCAACUCAUUCAAGCAAAACAACCUCAGCCCCAUAAUGGAAGGUUCCUCAGAGGAUUCUGGAGCCAGCAGUAGACAGGGCACACUACACUACUCCAGUCACAGUUUACAUCACAAGGUCACACUCACUCCCGUCCCUGACCAGACUGAAAACACCAGCAUGCUGCUUGCCGCUUCUGACGGAAACAAUGAGUCUGUUCACCAAAUUGAUGUUUCAACGUACGUUCCUCCAGAUAUGGAUGAGCGCACAGAGCAUCUGUUGUCUAUGUCGGUGUGUAUAGUGGACAGUAAGGACCCAUUUGACAGGAAGGCCCUGGAGAUGAUGCUAAAUCGCUUGACCACUCCUCUCCACCACUAUGAGAAUUACAAUUCUAUGGAUGAUGUCCUGCCAACUAUAAACAAAGGAAAUAUGAUCAGUCUUGGAUUUAGCCUGUAUGAGGUAGAGAAGAAGAUAGGUGAGGGCGGGUUUGCCAGGAUCUACUGUGUACAGGAACAAGAUGACGGCUUCAGCACGUGCGCUCUCACUGAUCUGGGGGCCUCAAACAAGUUUGCUAUCAAGGUGGAGGAGCCAGCACAGAAGUGGGAGUUUUACAUAGUGUCCGAGCUUCACAAACGUCUUGCCAAGCGCAACGAUCAUGUGGAUGUGAGGCCAUCUGUUAUGAAGUUUGACAGCGGGUAUUUCUUCAAGAACGGCAGUAUCCUACUAUCGCAUUACCAGCCGAAUGGAACUCUUCUGGAUCUGGUGAACCGCAGUAGUCGUAGCAAUCUAGAGACGAUGUUACCCCACCUGGAGCCGGUGAUGGUGUACAUGGCGAUAGAGCUGCUUCACCUCGUGGAGAAUAUUCACGCCUGUAAUGUCAUACAUGGAGACAUCAAACCUGACAACUUCCUCAUUCUCACUUUUCCAUACCUGCCUGAGAGUGACGAUCCUCAAGUAGUGUUUGGUGGAAGUACCCGGUUUGUCCAGCUGAUUGACUUUGGUCAGGCAAUCGACAUGAGCAAGUACCCGGCCGGCACCACCUUUCUUACCAAGGUCACCACAGAGUGCUUCCAGUGUAUAGAAAUGAAGACCAACAGACCAUGGACUUACCAGACUGACCUGUUUGGGCUGGCUGGGACAAUCCAUGUGCUGUUACAUGGCCAGUAUAUGAAGGUUUACCAGGAGGCCGGCCACUGGAAGACUACAGCUAGUUACAACAGGGCGUGGAACUCUACCCUAUGGAAGGAGCUGUUCUACACGCUACUCAACGUACCAAGCUGUGAUCACAUACCCGAUCUGGCCCCUCUUCGACAAAAGUUUGAAGACUACUUUGUGACCAAACUCCUCCGAAAAUACAACACUCUUUGUCCUCGAUAUAACCAGAUAGUUCAGGCAACAUCUUAAUGUUUGAUACAUUUGAUUCAUGUGUAUGGAGUCAUUCUGACUCAGGAAAUCUUCACCCGUUAUGCACAAGUUUGUGGACUAGUUUGUGACCAAACACCUCCAUUAUUACAACAACCUCUGUCCUCUGUACAACCAGAUUGCUCCGACAAUAUGUGUAUGAUAUGUAAAGAGAUUGUAUUACUUGUGUUGCAAUAAGACAACAUUGGAUUUUGUAAUCUGUCAUACAGUCCAGUACUGUACAGUUCGUACAUCAUCUUAAAACCAAUGUGUUGACAGUUCAAAACAAAAUUCACAUUAAAAGGAUUAUUGUUUAUCUUUACUUUGGUGAUCGUUUGUAUAAGUUCACACAUGAUCUGCAGAAAUGUCGGACAAUAUACAAUGUAGUUCAUGUCAAGUCUGAUACCUUAUGUGUUCAAAUGUGAAUUGUGACAUUAUACAAUUAAAGCUGUUCAUAUACCACUAUUGUAUUCAUUUUUUACUGGAGGAAAAAAAACUGUGUGGCUUUAAAAAUACUUUGAGAAAUUAUUUCCAGAUGUUAGGUAAAUACAUGUUCUUUAGCUGAAUAAUUAAACAUUUACGCCACUCUGACACAGAGGGUUACUUCCAUAUUUCCUGUUACUAUAUUUGGUAUAUCCCUUUUCUUGAGUUAUAUAAGAACUUGUACCAUGCACUGUUUCUUUUUUCCUCUAGUGUAUAUACCUGUAAAUGUUAUUUAUUGUAAAAAAAGAAGGACUAUUACACCGACAGUAUUUUUUGCAAUCUUGUUAUAGAUUUGUGCUUUCAAUUUGUAACUUUUCAAGAUGUUAAAGAUGCUUUGAUAUUUUCUUGGUUGUAGAAUAAAGUACAUGUACAUUUUU
This is a messenger RNA of Mya arenaria, 4760 nucleotides long. RefSeq names its product mitotic checkpoint serine/threonine-protein kinase BUB1-like. Gene Ontology annotation, molecular function: ATP binding; protein kinase activity. Gene Ontology annotation, biological process: meiotic sister chromatid cohesion, centromeric; mitotic spindle assembly checkpoint signaling; protein phosphorylation. The record is from RefSeq and is a predicted model, not a curated record. The coding region runs from base 76 to 3903 and encodes 1275 amino acids. NCBI's taxonomy places the organism in Eukaryota, Metazoa, Mollusca, Bivalvia, Myida, Myidae. The transcript is spliced from 25 exons.